Molecule: messenger RNA, 2833 nt
Organism: Drosophila grimshawi
Lineage: Eukaryota; Metazoa; Arthropoda; Insecta; Diptera; Drosophilidae
Product: protein eva-1 homolog C
Exons: 12
Coding region: 425-2833 (802 amino acids)
Molecular function (GO): carbohydrate binding
Source: RefSeq, a predicted model, not a curated record
CACACGCGCCUGCUGAACUUCUCUUUUAAUGUGCUCAGAAUGGGCGCCCAACACCACCCCCACCGCAAUUUGUUCACUCACAGAUGAUAUGAUCGAUGCGACGAUGCCAAUGCCAUGAAUACGAAAAUGUAUACCAAUAUGAAUAUGAAUAUGAACAUGAACACGAAUGCGAGUAUAUUGACCAGUCGUAUGAGGCAUUACAAUCGACGCCGCUGAUGAUAACAAUAAAUAUGAAAACUCAAAAAAUUCAAAUCACCAAAUCUGGGGGCACGCAAUAAAAUCGACCAUAAAGAACAUCAAAUCAACAGCAGCCGCUAAACAACGAUAACAUUGGCCAACACGGAGACUGAGUCGACGACAGCAGCAACGGCAACAACAAGAAAAACAACAACAACAACAUCAACAUCAAUUCCGGGCGUUGGCAAUGGCCGAACCGGAGCCCAAUCCCGCACGGCAUCUGCAACGGCAGCACUGGCAAUGCUAUGCCACAUGCCUACCGCAGCCCCAAUCUAGCAAAUGUCGGCACGUGCACUACCAGAGCUCCUGGGGCCGUAGCUGGAGCAGAAUCGCCUGGUUUCUGACUGUUGUGUGCCUGCUGACGCGGCCCGUCAUGCCGGAAGUUAUUUAUCGAGUUGAUCCUUUGGCUCUGCUCGCUGCCACCUUGCGGACGUACCAGCGUGCCGGAUGCGAUUCAGAACAGCUGUCACUCAGCUGUCCACGUGGCACUAGCAUUUCCAUAGAACUGGCUCAGUACGGACGAGCGGGUGAUUUAUCCGACCACAGCUUGUGUCCGCCAGUGUCGCAAGAGGACCUCACCACGACCGGAAGUGCUGGCGAUGCUGUCAUCCACAGCGGCACUGAAAUUGAAGUCAAACCGCCGGAAACGUGUACCGUAAGCGGAUUACAGUAUGCCCUGCUGCAGACUGUGGUGGAUGCCUGCCAAAAGAAGAGGCAUUGCAAGUUCGCUGCGAAUUCCAAAACGCACACCACUGGGGAUCCUUGCUCGGGCAUACGAAAAUUCGUCGAGAUUGCCUACAAAUGCCGUCCAUACGAAUUCCGUAGCAAGUUGGCCUGCGAGAACGACAAUAUGCCACUGAUGUGCAAUCCGUACUCUCGCAUUGCCAUUUACAGUGCUUCCUUUGGUCACACGGAGCGGGAGAGUGUCCAGUGCGGUGGCCAGGGCGGGCCAUCAGGUAGUGUCCACAUUAACCGAGAGGACACCGGCCAACCCACCUGCCUUGUCUCCUACGCCACAGAGACUGUGAUGCAAAUCUGUCAUGGACGACGGCGCUGCUCGGUAACAGCAGAUGCCGGCACCUUUGGUCGGCCCUGCAAGACUGAUGUGCGAAUGUAUCUGAAGGUCGUAUAUACAUGCAUACCCCGCAAGGUGCUCAAAGAUCGCUAUGAGACAGCUGCUGAGUCGGAUGAACCGCAACAAACCGAUCUAGACUUGGACCAAGAUGAACUUUACGACGAGGAUCAGUUCUACAAAGAGUCUGAGGCCAUACCGCCGGCCCCAAAGCUACAAGGUGCCAAUGUGGGUCGCUCCUUUGACUUUGAUGCCAAUGUUGCCGGAGAAGAAGCAACGAGCACACUCCUGCCGCCUCUACUGUCACGCAACGAUGGCACCCUGGAAGAGCGAUUACAGUCAUCUAUGCGGCUCUUAAACCGUAUAAAAGAGUCAUUCACCCAUCAAUCGGUAGCGUCAACUACAUUGGUCAAUGAACAAAUUAUCACAACGACCGAUGCUACUCGAAAUGAAGUUAAUGUGGAAAAUGGCAUUGAGCUGGAGACAGAAGGCUAUGAUAUGGUUGCUAAUGCUAAUGAUGAGAUCAGUAAAGGAGCUGAUUUAGUGAAGGCAAAUUUCUUCUAUCGCCGCAAGUGCCAGAUGGUUGAUGAUUGGGGGCCAAUUGGUCUGAACUGCACCGAGGAGGAUAUCGUCACUGAACGUGUCGAAGUGGUUGGUUUCUUGGCAAAUUGGCUGAACACCUAUCUAUACAUCCGAAAGCACCAGGAACAAUUCUACCUGUAUCUAAUCAUAUCGGUGACUGCCGGCGUUCUACUCUGUCUGACGCUUGUCAUCGGCCGUCUCACCCUUCAGCGACGUGGCGGACGUUUGAAAAGGAGCUCCAGUGUCAGCGGCGUUGCCAAGAACUUUGCAGAUACACCAAUGGAUGGAGCAGCGGGAACUGGAGGUUCAGGUGUCGGUGCAGGUGCUGCUAGCAAUUUCCAACAGCUGGCAACAGGUGAAACCCACCUGGCAGACACAUUUGGCGACGACAUUUCCGACAUUGAUGUUGACGUGGACUUAACCGCCCCCAUGCCAUUGUCCGGCCUAUCAUCAAGGAACGAGACCUACAUGACAUACGCACCGACGCCCAACUGUAACUACGCUGGCUUAUCGGGCGCCCAACCCCACCACCCCUCGUCCACAGCGCCCAGUGUAAUGAUGGCACCACACUCACAGCCCACCAUAUACACAAGCAUGGGCCAUCCAGUCGUCAGUGGGGCUAUGACUAUAGGUCCACACAUGCUGGGCCCGUCGGGCUUGAGUGGCAUUCCGCCCACUUAUUUAAGUGGCACAAUAAUGGUGCCUGGACAUCAGCAUACGCAUGCUGGCACCUUACGGCGUACUCUAAUCCCAACAAGCAUGGGUCUGAUGAGCUCACCAUCACCACCGCCGGCGAUAUUGGGAACAGGAACAGGCAUGCCUCUGCCGCCCCACUCAAUGGCCUCGACCGGCGGCAGUGGGGUCUACUAUGACAGCACGGUGCCGCGUAGUCUGGCACGUGGAUUGUCGACGGAGAGCAGUGGGCAGUAUUACUAUGGAUGA